UGUAUUAAAGUGAAGUCAGGAGCACGAUGUAACACUUCCCCCUCUUUGCUCCUUUGUUCAUCCUUUCCUCUGUCUGUGCUGGCAGAGUCGGGUUGCAGUCAUGCAUGUGGACACUGUCUUCCUUCUGUGUCCUCUCAUUUUUGCAGCAGCCUUGUGGAGGAGGGUCCAGGCUGUGUCCCCUCUGCCCUCAGUCCCUGAACAUGUCCAAGCACUGGUGGGCUCCUGUGUGGUGGUCCCCUGCUCUUUCACUCCUCAAGCUCCUCACACUCUCAGGGGGAGGAAGAGGGUGGAGGUUCGGAUUAGGUUCAGAGGUGGUGGACACAUCUUCCCUCUCCGCAGCACAGCUUUUAACAGCGAGGACAGAGAUCAAGUGAGUCGGGAUUUUCAAGGACGGACGUCCCUCUUUGGGCGGAUCGCAGAGGGAGACUGCUCAGUGAAAAUCGAAAGGAUCAGCCAGGAUGACUCCCGGGCGUUUGAGAUGGCCCUGAAGAGAGGGGAUGAGUUACUUUGGGGGAAGCCAAGGAGCUUCAAUCUGGAUGUUGUGGACACCCCCGAGGCUCCUGUCAUCAGCGGCAUGUUGUCAGCCACAGAGGGGCAUCUGGUCACGCUGAACUGCUCCGUCAGAUACCCCUGCCCCUCCAGACCUCCAGUCCUGCGAUGGAGCUGGGGGAGAGGUGACUGGCCGAACGGCACUGAGCCUGCGGGGGUGCAGACGCUCUACCCCGAGCCCCACAGGCCGAUGUUACUGUCCUCUCUGUCCUUCACUGCGUCACACAAGGUGAAACCCAAGCUGAGAUGUGAAGCCAGCUACCCAGGAGCCAAAGCAUUAGCCACGUCAAAGGAUCUGCAUGUGACAUUUUCACCAAAAGAUGUAGUAGUUCAGAUCCAGACCUUGGUGGUGCUGGAGGGGGGCAGCGCCUUGUUGGUCUGCUCAUGUAAAGCUGACCCUCCGGUGUCCGAGUACCGCUGGUCCUACAGUCAGCACGGUCGCUCGGUGCACCUCCACCAUCGCACACACACACUCCGCGUGUUCAACGUGACCCGGGAUAUGAGGGUCCGCUGCUCAGCACAAAACCUGAUUGGUCGAGGAGAGUCCAAGCCCACUCCGCUGAACAUACAAUAUAAACCAGUGAUCCUCAGGCUCUCCUCCACCUGUGUUGUGGAGGAUCUAGAGGUGCUGUGUCAUUGUUCAGUCGAUUCCAAUCCCAAACCGGCCGUCACCUGGAGCGUGAAUGGUACUGUUCCACCUUGUGAUUACAACGGGUCAGUAACAUCUGAGCACGACGCGCUUACAGCCACUCUGAGGGGCCACAUGGACAAACGUCAGACUGUCAUCUGCUUUGCUUUCAACGCACAGGGAAAUGACUCCCUGAUGUUGCUGCAGGGAGAAGAAGAGACUAACUUUUUGAUGUGGUUGGUGUUACCUGCUGUGUCCGUCUGCCUGGUCAUAUUCCUUCUGUCUCUUUCUUUCUACUGCUGCCGAAAGAGAUCGGAAAGUAUGUGAAGCAAAUUAGCCCUUAAACAUUUUCAUUUAAAUUGUUCUCACUUGUGAGUAUUCACCUGUGCUGCUCCUUUCAGACAUGUUCUGAAAAGACUCCCAGCCGUGUACCCUGAAGGAAUGGGGAUUUAUCAGGAUCAGAUGCCCCUCUACAUUAACUGCACGGAAGUGACUCAUAUCUACACCAACGGCAGCUACCAACUUGUAUACCAAAACUGCACACCUAAUUUUGUCCAUACGAAGCAGAUCCAUCCGAUAGGCAGGAGAGGUGGGGAGAGAAGAAGAAGAGGAGAGGGUGGAGGCAUCGACAAACAAGUGGCUUUAGGAGUCAGAGGCACAAGAGAGGUGCAGAGUAGUGGGACCGAUGCAGAGACGGCCAUUUACUUAGAGAUCCUCUAAAGUCACCGUGGAUAAGUCACAUGAUUCACCUGCUAUAUUAAACUCACAUUAGAUUUCAUAUUCUGUCUUACACUGAUCAUAAUGCAUUGUUUAUGUACAUUUCAAUUAUUGUAAAUAUCGUAUGUCCAUUUUGUGAUAUCUUUAACAUUAGUCUCUCGUAAUCUUCAUAUUGAACAAAUUAAGUCUCUUCAGUCUUUGUCUGUAACAUGCAUCUGUGCUCUUUUGUAUAUAAAA
This is a messenger RNA of Eleginops maclovinus (Patagonian blennie), 2131 nucleotides long. RefSeq names its product sialoadhesin (gene psg4). NCBI's taxonomy places the organism in Eukaryota, Metazoa, Chordata, Actinopteri, Perciformes, Eleginopidae. The record is from RefSeq and is a predicted model, not a curated record. The transcript is spliced from 7 exons. Bases 101 to 1504 code for a protein of 467 amino acids.